AGUAUUAGUUCGAAACACCUGUAGACGCUAGUAUGUGAUUGAAUAUAGAAUUCUGGUCAAUACUGGGGAAUGCAUGUUGUCAGAGAGUGGUAAGCAUGAAUCUGUCGGGCAGUGUGUCCGUGUGGUGUAGUGCGUGCCCCGUCAAUAUGUCUCUUUCGCCCUUGUGAAUGACCGACCAGCCAAACAAAGGGAUUUCACGACCCGCGAUCUGCAGCUAUAGGUUAAUUGUUGUCCCGGAACAUACUAAAGAAAACAAAGUAACUGAUAACUCGUAGUUUCAUAGCCAUAGCAGUGCCAUAACCUGACUUUACUACGUAAUCAAGUGCAAUAAAGUUACUUCUGUGAUAAAAAAAAAACUUUUGAUGCCAUAAUGACUCGUAGACAAUAUAAUAACUUGUCCUCUAAUUCUUCACCUUCGGUGGAAGUGGAUCAUGGAAUGAUGUCUCCACCACCUCCUCAAGCUUCUCCAGCGGAUCGAUCGCCUUUGGGGGAGAAUCCAGGAUCUCCAGCAAUGUUAGCAACUAUGACACCGGUCAAUGUCAUGGAACUCAAAAAAGAGAUGGAGGAGGAAAGUGCCAUGGGGAGAGCUCCCUUAUAUGCUCAGGUUAAAACAGAAGUUUUAUAUGACAAAGAAGACGAUAUAUAUGCUCAAGGAAUUGCAGACAAAAAUGAUACUCCGAUAGAUUUAAUAUACGAAGACGGCAACAAAACUGUAAUUUAUACAACUGCUCCAGAUCAAAAAGGUCUUGAAAUAUAUUCCGCGGAUAAUACGGGAGAAAUAACCAUAAAUAAUAUCAGUGCACAUCAAAUUCAUGGUCAACAGAUAACAGAUGUGUUAAUUGACGGUAGUACAAAUUCCAUGGUAAAUUCUAGUGGGCAGACUGUCAGUAGUCCCCCAGGAACAGUGUCCGUUGUUCUACAGGGGAAUGGCCAAGGACUUUUACAGUAUCCUCAAGCACAGGUGCCUGGUACUACGGUAUUAGUACUUUCAGAGUUAGUGGAUGAUGUGGCAGGUGUUCCGGUAGUUGGACUCAGAAAACGAAAAGAAAGUCUUGAUUCGACAUCAUCGCACGCAGCCGGUGAUUUACCAGUGGUGGGUCAACGUGGUAUGGCUGAAUUGCCCGAGGGGGCGGCCCCUCCCGAGGAUCAACAUAAUUGGAGAGCAUUUUACGAACAUCCUUUAACAGCCGCCACGACAGCCAUGCUUAACAUCGGUGGUGGUGCCGAAGAUCAAUCAACAGCGAUGGGACUGAUUUAUGAAUACUAUAAAUUACCUGAUUCCAAAGACAAACUAGCUGAUAUAUGGUCGGCAGGUUCCCAGGCCGGAGGCAUUCUAACGUCGCAACUGAAGGCAACCAAUGGUUUGGUGAGCGGGGCGGGCAUAGAAUUGACGACUCCGCCUCUUAGUGCUGCCGGUCAGCUUAAUUCUCAAGAGUUCCAAGGCUUAUUUAUUAAUCCACACGUUGGGUAUACACAGCCUGUGGCUGGCGGACAGAAUUUGCAGAUCGUGAAACGGGAACCCGAGGACUUAAGUCAUCAUCGUAAACUGGACUGUAGUUCACCGAGUUCGGGUAGUCUCGAUGGUUCAAUAAUCAUCCCCAAGCAAUCUAGAGCUAAGGUCGUACUGGUGUCUUCAGCUGGUGGCCACACUGGAGAUCUGGUUGUUGAUGUGAACUCAAUCAAAGACGAGAGUCAUCACGGACUUACAUCUCCUCAACACGGUUCUAGAUCUAUAAACGGGACUCCAACCUCAACACAUAGCAGUCUUCUGGCAGACGGUUCAAGCACGGGGCCUAUUGAGUUUAUCUCUGCGAAUGGCCUCAAACCAGCGAUGUAUACAACGCAGAUAUUCACCUCCAUGAACAACGCACCUCAUAGUGGUGAUAGCGGUACUCCUUCACCAAUACCAUAUACUGAUCAUAUCCAAUAUAGUACACAAAGUUCGAUGGCCGGUGGAAGUGUCAGUGGUAAUUCUACCAUUUACUCUUCCACCGGUAGACCAAGUAGCUCAACAACUUUUUCGGUAGCUGAUCCUUAUUAUCGCGAAUAUUUCACAACAGUAGCGUCUGGAGGUGGAACUCCGGAACCUGUUUAUUCCACACAAUUAAGACAAAAUCAGCUAGCGUACGCAGAUGAAGCGGCAAGCAGUGGAACAACAGCAAGUUUUGUCGAAAGAUACGUUCGUCAGUCGACAUAUCAUGGAAAAGGUGUUAUAGCUGCUGCAGGUCUUACCGUUGAUCUCCCAAGUCCGGAUAGUGGUAUAGGCGCCGAUGCUAUCACGCCUCGCGACCAGAAUACGCUGCAGCAGUCAUUCGACUAUGCAGAACUGUGUCAGACCAAUCCUACGUUAUUGGAUCCAUUAUCGUUGUCUCAACGAAGUAACAGCAGCUCCCAGUCUCCGGGGAAUCAACCAACUAGUAGAAGCCGACCUUGGCACGAUUUCGGGCGUCAGAACGAUUCCGAUAAAAUUCAAAUUCCAAAAAUUUUUUCUCCCGUCGGUUUCAAGUAUCACCUAGAGACUCCCAUAUCAACAUCGCAGAGAAGAGAAGAUGAUAGAAUUACGUAUAUAAAUAAAGGACAGUUUUAUGGAAUUACUUUAGAAUAUUUACCAGAUCCAGAUAAACAACUCAAAUCACAGACUGUAAAGAGCAUCGUUAUGCUAAUGUUUCGAGAAGAAAAGAGUCCUGAAGAUGAAAUUAAAGCCUGGCAGUUUUGGCACGGUCGACAGCAUUCUGUAAAACAACGAAUAUUGGAUGCAGAUACGAAAAACAGUGUAGGUUUAGUAGGUUGUAUCGAAGAAGUAGCUCAUAAUGCGAUAGCAGUAUACUGGAAUCCCCUAGAAAGCCCAGCAAAGAUAAACAUUGCCGUCCAGUGCUUAAGCACAGAUUUUAGUAGUCAAAAAGGAGUAAAGGGACUACCUCUUCAUUUACAAAUAGACACUUACGAAGAUCCCAGGGAUUCACAAAUUUUCCACAGGGGUUACUGCCAAAUAAAGGUUUUCUGUGAUAAGGGCGCAGAGCGAAAGACAAGAGACGAAGAAAGGCGAGCAGCCAAACGUAAAAUGACAGCUACUGGAAGAAAAAAAUUGGACGAGUUAUACCAUCCCAUGUGCGAAAGAUCAGAAUUCUAUACAAUGAGUGAUCUCACAAAGCCUCCUGUACUAUUUUCACCAGCAGAAGAUAUCGACAAACUGACUUCGAUGGAACUGCAAGGUUUUUAUUCACAAGAAGAUGGUUCUCUCAGUGGUCCAGUAGAUCAUGUGAAGACAUCAGGUUCUCCUUUUCUUCUACAUACAGCUUCGAAACCUCCCACCACACCAACCCUCAAAUUCCACAACCACUUUCCCCCGGAAACAGACAAGAAGGAUAACAGUAUAUUAGACAGUAGUUUAUCCUCGGAUGGAAAUGUCUUUUCUCCACCAAUUAAGAGGACUAAAUUGAUGGGAGGUCCAGGUGGAACAGGGCCUCCACCAUUGAGUGAGAGGGUGAUGUUGUAUGUACGUCAAGAGAAUGAAGAUGUAUAUACUCCAUUACAUGUUGUUCCUCCUACUACGGCUGGACUUCUAAAUGCAAUUGAGAAUAAGUACAAAAUUAGCACUUCAAGUAUAAAUAACUUGUAUCGCAAAAACAGAAAAGGCAUUAUAGCCAAGAUUGAUGAUGAUAUGGUUGCGUACUACUGCAAUGAAGAUUUCUUCUUGAUAGAUUUGAAAGCAGUGGACGAAGAUAUUUUCGACAUUACUCUUGUGGAACUGAUGAACCACUAACCGCCAUUGAUAUUACGUACUCGUACUUAUGAAUUAUCAGUUUUUGUUGUGAUUUGUUUUUAACAAUGUAAUUUUUAAGAGCGAUGUUUAUCAGAACUUUAUUAUUUGUUUAUAGUGUCUAGAAUGUUGAUUUUACAAGGAUUUUUCAAUUCAAUUUAUAAUCAAACUAAGUUAUUGUUAGUUUUUUUGUUUUUAUGUUUAUUAAGGACAUGAUUACGUUUAUAUUUGUAAAAUAUUAAUGUGAUCAUUAACAUUCAAUGUAACUUUAAUGUUAUCAAUUUUUAUUUACAUGGUGGCAAUGUUUUUGUUUCUGAGAAUUUAAAUACUUUUAUUAGAAAUUAAGAAUGUAGGGUUUACAUCGAUUUAUAUAUAAUUUUAUAUAUUAACUUGAUGGUGCUCCUCGAAACACCACAUCACAAAAUUAUUUUGCAGUAUUCUCUCAACAUGUUUUACAAACCUAAAUAUAGGAUGAGCCAUUGUUGUAGUGCAGUAAUUAUAUCAUAUAUUGUAAUAAAUAAAAUUCCAAACUAAUUAGAGAAUUUUAAUUGCUGUGAAUUCCUAAACAUUUAGAUGAAUUGACUGUUUCAAUUGUCAUACAAUAUCUAAAGUAGACAUCAAAUUUGUAUAUACUUAUGUGGGAUGGAAGAACAAUUAUUCAUAUAUUUCUUUUUUUUUUAAUAUACAUUAAUUGGUGCCAGUUUAAUUCCGAUAAAAAUUAUUUAGUGCCAAAGAUAAUGAUUUGCUUAUUAAAAAGUAAAUGUUAUUGUUUUCUAUACGAGUUAUGUAAAGACGUUUUAUAUUUCAAAUGAAACUUAAGUAGUUGAAAAUACUAAUUUCAACUGCAAUUAGUAAUCGAUGCAUUUAAAAAGAUAAUUAUCAUAAAUGACUCAUCCCAUAUGUCAUAUUUUCAGUAAAAAUAGAAGUUUUCUUAAGUAAAACUAAUAUGCUAUGCUACGUUGUUAAUUUAUUACAUUUAAAAAUUGAAAUACCAUCGUAACAAGAAAAUUAAAUAUAUUUCAAACCAAUAACCAACUUCACAUUCCAUACAAUAAUUCGAAAUUUAUGCAGCUGUAGAAAGCCUGAUAUUUACUUUGUUAAUCUAAAUUCAAGCUCCAUUGUAGUUAUUUCAAUAAAGGAGAAUUGCUAAAAAUUAAAUUUCUCUCCAAAAAACAGAGUGGAUAUUCCAAAUGUAAUGUAAUCUCUAGCAAUAAUUUGUGCACGAGUUUUUGCACUACCUACGGUUUUACAAAAAAACGUCCCUUAUAUAAUAAUUGUACAGUUUUGAUCACAAGAUUAUUCAAUUUUUAUCGAAUACAAAGACAAAAGUACAAGAACUUUAUUUUUAGAUUUUUAAUUGUUUACGAUUAUGUUCAAAAAUUUCAAUCAAAUCAGUUGCAGAAUGUCCAAUUUAGAAGUUAAAGGAAUAUCUAUAGGAGUGAAAACUUGUAUAUAAUCAACUCAAACAAUAUUAAAUCUCAAUGGGAAGUUCUAUACUAUAAUCCCUUAUAUAAUCUGAUCCUACGUUUUAUUUGGAAUCCUCUAUGUUUUCUCUCGAUUUCUAAACUCAUUUUGGCAAAUAUUGUAUACACAUUGCCACCAAAUGAAUCUCGCAUUUCGUAUGAUGUUGUCUAAUUUGAUAUACUAAAAUAUUAACCAAGCAAUUCUCGCUUUAAAUUUGUAUUACACCUUUCAUUUCUUUUUUGAAGCAUAAGAUGAUAUCCAAUACUGUUAUCUUCGAUAUUGUUUGAAUACAUUAUUUUUUUGAUUAGUCCUUCGACAUUUUGGAAAAUCCAACUUACAUCAUUGCUGCUUUAUAUUUUUUUUUCUGGUCAUCACUUGUGUUAUUAUUUUGAAAAUUUAAAUGAAGGUCAUUAAUUGCCGAUAUUUGAUUCAAUAAUAUUUGUAAAGCACUCAAGGUUAAAUAUAAGAACAAUUUUUUCAAAAAACCUCAAAUAUAUGGAUUCAUUACACGUACACGUACAUUUUGUUCAUUCUAAUAUGUAUUUAAAUCAACGUUAUGGGAACUCUCUGCAAUCCAAAAAAAUUUGCUUUUAUGUUAAAUAGACCUUUUUUGAACAAGUGUCAAGUUAAAAUCUUAGGAGUCAUAGAAAAAAUAUAGUUUUGAGAAAUAUCACAUUGGCCGACUUCAACUUUUGUGUAUAAUUAACGCAUGAUUUGUAAAACUAAGCAAGAGAAUUGCAAAUGGAAAAUGUCGUGUUUUAUGGAUCACAUUGAUAACUUGGUCGCCAUUGAUCUCAAAAUUGAAAUUUGUAAAUGAUCGGAACACGUCAUGUACAGAAACACUAAUUCUUGUAUCUAGGGAUACGGAAAAGGGGAUUUUUUUUGUAAAUAGCUUUAGAAAUGUAAAUACUGACCAGCCAUGACUUAGAUAUAUACGCAUCUUAAGUGUUGUGAUAAGAACUACUCAAAACCUCUUAUGUUGAAGAAUGUAACACAAAAGCUCAGUAAUUUUUCAAAUUUUCAUUUUAUUCCAAAAUGUGCAAUAAUUCAAAAUUUAGUUUUAAUACAUGUAAUUAACAAUUUAUUGCUAUCAAUAUCGACGAUAUUAUUAACAAAUGGUAGUAAGAUUCUCCAUUUCAAAUCCAUUAAAAUUAAUUUACAGAAAUUGUUUUUUCGAGAUACCAUAUGCAGUUUUAUUUCUAUAGUUUAUACAAAGGAAUUGUCUGAAUGCAUUUUCAGUGGUUAUUUUCGUUAUAUCGUAAAUAUAGAAUCAUAUUAAUUUAUCGUUUAAUUACUCCAAAAAAAAUAUCUAUUAUUUCCCAGAAAUAAUACAUACUGAUGUGAGUUUUGAAAAUGGACUCACAAAAAUGUAGAACGUACCUGACUAACGCUUUUUUAUUUUCAUGUUCACAAAUGGUCAUUUAAAGAAGUAAAAUCUGAAAAACUUUUGAGAUACAAUUCUUCAAGAUAUUUUAAUGAAUUUUCCUUGAAUUUAGAAAAUUCUACAUGGUACUGAUCUGAUUAUAUAAAUAUGUCCUUACUUUUCGAAUAAUUUAUUAUAAAAAUGUGUAAAAUCUUUAAACACAGUUUUAUUAUGAUAUUAGAGUAGUUAUAGAUUCAUUAGAUAGCUCUCUGUAUCUUUAUUUAGAAAGAGAUUAUAAAAAUAUUAUAAUCGACGACUUAUUUGCAUUGACCACCAUUCUACAUGAGAUAAAAAUGUGGUUCAAUGAAAAUUAUAUUCGCAAUAUUACUUAAGGUUCUUUUUUUAUAAAUGUAUGUCUUGAUUUUAUAAAUAAAAUUAUAUAUGUACUUA
This is a messenger RNA of Diorhabda carinulata, 7037 nucleotides long. RefSeq names its product protein grainyhead. Bases 371 to 3763 code for a protein of 1130 amino acids. Gene Ontology annotation, cellular component: nucleus. The record is from RefSeq and is a predicted model, not a curated record. Gene Ontology annotation, biological process: regulation of transcription by RNA polymerase II. Gene Ontology annotation, molecular function: RNA polymerase II cis-regulatory region sequence-specific DNA binding; DNA-binding transcription activator activity, RNA polymerase II-specific. NCBI's taxonomy places the organism in Eukaryota, Metazoa, Arthropoda, Insecta, Coleoptera, Chrysomelidae. The transcript has 14 exons.